UAUCAAGUGGGCUAUCGAUGGAUGGGCUUUGGCAAACAAGGAUUCCAAUGUCAAGUUUGUUCGUAUGUGGUGCACAAGCGCUGUCACGAAUAUGUGACGUUCAUAUGCCCGGGCAAGGAUAAGGGAAUCGAUUCCGAUUCGCCACAAACAGUUCAUCAUUUCGAACCAUUCACAUUUGGUGGGCCCACAUUUUGCGACCAUUGUGGUUCGCUACUCUAUGGCAUCUACCAUCAGGGUCUCAAAUGCUCAGGCCCAUCAGAUGCCGCACAAAUGGCAGCAUAUCUCCUUCCUGUCGCCGAUGUUUUGCGAUCAUUGCGGCUCGCUGCUGCAUGGCAUCACCCAUAAGGGGCUCAAGUGUCGAGGUAAAGUGUGGCGCGCCCCGUGCUUAGCCACCAAAUACUAGCCUUAAGUAGCGCACGCGUUUAAAGUUAGUUUGUGUGUUUGUGAGUGCCGUGUAGUGUGGGUGUGUAUGUGCGUAGCAUUGAAAAAAGCGUGUAAUGUUUUUGUCCAACAAUUAUUAAUAAGCAUUGUAUUUUAAUUUUUGUUAUUUUUACUUUCAAGUUCUUUCUGCACAGUUACUACAAUUACAUUUUAGUAUCUUUCUAUAAGCUCUUCUUUCACGCUGUUACUACCGUUACUCUUUCCUGUUAAACUUUUUCAAGUUUUUGUUUUUGUACUCGCUUUACUACUUUUCACUGUUUACAAUAGCACUUAUUGUUUUUUUUUUUUUUGUUGCUUUUCUUGCAUUUUUUCGUUUCUGCUUCUCACCCCGCUAUACCUAGCGAUCUCGUGCUUUUCUUCCACUUUUUUCGCGCUUUAAUUUACAUUUUUCGUUCUAUGCUGUAUUUUCUUUGGUCGCAUUGUUCUAGCGUGAAGUUCAUUUGCAAUUGAGUGCUUUUUUGACCUAGUACUUACAAUAAUUAAUCAGUACAACCAACAAUGUCUUUAGUUUAGCCAUAGCUUUCGUAAGAUUGGUGAAUGAAAAACCAUUCGGUCAGUGUGAGAGUUGUAAAAGCGAUCUAUUUCACUUCUUUAAAGAAAAAACACAGAAACGAAUUUAAUAGGGAAUGUUUAUUAUCAUUCGAAAGAAUACUAUUUGGCAUUUAUUUUUUGAAAUUUAUUUGAAAUUUAUCUCUUUCAAAUGAUGGCCUUGGCUACGUCUUAAAUCGUACAUCCAAUGAGUCCAAUUUUUGAUGACUCGUUCGACCAUUUCGACUAGUAACUGCCCAAUGACACACGUGAUGUUUUGCUUCAAGACCUGAAUCGAAGCGAGUUAUCCACAUAGACUUUAGACUUUACAUAUCCUCACAAGAAAAAGUCUAACCGUAUGAUAUCACGUGAUCUUGAUGGCCAUUCGAUCGACCCAAAACGUGAAAUUAUCUGCUC
Bactrocera neohumeralis is the source of this 1386-nucleotide messenger RNA. Its product is annotated as protein kinase C, brain isozyme-like. Gene Ontology annotation, biological process: protein phosphorylation. The record is from RefSeq and is a predicted model, not a curated record. Lineage: Eukaryota; Metazoa; Arthropoda; Insecta; Diptera; Tephritidae. Gene Ontology annotation, molecular function: protein serine/threonine kinase activity; ATP binding. The coding region runs from base 22 to 345 and encodes 107 amino acids. The transcript is spliced from 5 exons.